This is a messenger RNA of Beauveria bassiana ARSEF 2860, 675 nucleotides long. RefSeq lists its product as uncharacterized. The record is from RefSeq and is a predicted model, not a curated record. Lineage: Eukaryota; Fungi; Ascomycota; Sordariomycetes; Hypocreales; Cordycipitaceae. Bases 1 to 675 code for a protein of 224 amino acids. The transcript has 3 exons.
AUGGCUACUGGGAACCCCAUUGUUAUACGCCGCCAGCAUUCGUCUGGACUCGCAGCCGUCACUGCUGAUGCGGUGCAGCUUAUGCUGCUGAAUGUUGGCGAGACAGGCAGGCCGCGGGGUACUCAGCUGCUGGAGAGCGGAACUACUCGUAAAGGGCGUCUCGGAAGCGUCUCCCUUUCUUUUGUGCCCAUGUCUGAGACAACGAGCUUUACCUACUACCCGAGACAGCCAACCAAACAUAACCACCCUGCCUACGAGAACCCCGCAAACUGCGCUGGAAUUCGCCGCCAUUCACAACGCCUUUUCGGCACCAAGAAGCUCGAUGACAUUAUCGCCACAACAAGCGAAGCUGGCGGAUCUAGCUCUGAGGAAAUCGCACGCGAUUUAUGCCGGGAGCACCCUAAUCUCUUGAUCUAUGGCGCCCACGUCAGGUCAACACAAAAACGGCUCCUCAACAGCGUGUACGGGCCUAGCUCCUCCACACAGGCAUUCCUCGAUCAGGCACCGCAGGCACUACAGGCAGGAUCACAAGAUACAGGAAUUAUAGCUCCUGCCACCCGAUUUGGCAGCCACUUUGAUCUAUAUACGUAUUACCUCAACGCCUCUUUAGACCCUCUAUCACAGCCUCUAUCACAGCCUCUACCGCGGCCUACAUCGACAAUAAUUGGCGGCUAG